This is a messenger RNA of Wyeomyia smithii (pitcher-plant mosquito), 9639 nucleotides long. RefSeq names its product GATA zinc finger domain-containing protein 14-like. Lineage: Eukaryota; Metazoa; Arthropoda; Insecta; Diptera; Culicidae. The transcript has 6 exons. The record is from RefSeq and is a predicted model, not a curated record. Bases 4467 to 5387 code for a protein of 306 amino acids.
UCUUGACAGCUGCAGUGUUGCCUCUGUUGAUUGAUUGAUGCUUUGCUUUUGUUUUUCCUCGCUCGUUUGUUCAACUUUCGCAUUUUUUGUCGCUUUCAUCAAACGCAGUGAAUAAUAAUAAAAACACCAUUGCGUGAUUGCGCUCUUCUUUCAUAGACUUUCACCUAAUGUUGGCAGCUUUGCUUUGCCAACACAAGUGCAGCAAAUGUCAAGGUCACGGUCAAAAGUUUGUUUAUUUUCAUAGUACAGUUGAAAGGUUGAGAUUAGUGAUUUCAAAUAUGUUCUGUACCGUCGAAUAUUACUUCGAAUGGAGGGUUACGGGACUCUGCCGUGGCCGAAUGGUGUGUGCUUACGCAGUCCAAAAUAAGUAAUAACCGACGUAUCAUGUUGGUGUUUUCUCAGAAAAGAAGUUAAGGAUAUGGAAGUGUACUUGUUGCAAAGGUCCAGCUUCGUAAAAAACUUAGCUCCGUGCAAUUUGGUCUUCAUUUCUUCGAGUGUCGGUAGCCGGAAGUAUUCGCGAUUGAUAGCCCUGUUCGGUGCUCGCAUGUUUACAACCAAACGAAAAUCAUCCUUUCCUUUAGCAACGGCAGACAUGCCGCUGAUCCAUUGGGGUGCAGUCGUAACUCUUUCGAUGAUACCUUUAGUCUCCAUCUCAGCCAGACGACGUCUAGCUCCUUCUCUGUAGGUUGCUGGGAUGUUGUAGCAUUUUAGGCAAUAGUUCUUGCUGGACCUCCUCACAGUUUCUUACAUGAGAGGCCACGAAUAAAAGUUGUAAGUCACUUGCUGUGGACCUGCUCAACAAUGAACGUUUGCCGUCGACGAUUACCAGAAAGUCAGCUAUUACCGAGUGCGUAGACCCAGCAGCAAGUAUACCCGCUCUAAAGGAAUGGUCAAUUUUUAUUGGGAUGCUGUCGGUUCCGCCGAUGACAUUGACAUCCGCCCCCGAGUCGAUUAGGAAUUUGAUUGCACUCGACGAGCCUAAAUGGCAGUCAACCAAUACAUCCUCAAUAGAUAGCGUAUUCAACUAACGGAAGGAGAAAAAAAGGGAUGAAAAGAACACAAUACUUUAUUCGUUUUUAACGUCGUUUGAAAUUUCUUGAUCUUGAACGAUAUUAACACGUCUUUGCCUACAAGCUGCAGCAAAAUGACCGCGCAUACCACAUGAAUUACAUUUCUGGUUAGUUGCAGGGCACAUUCUGUUCCAAUGGGUUGCUCUGUUGCAUCGAGAGCAGCGCUCACGGCGGCUUCUGAGCGGUUUAUGUUGGAAACGUAGAGGUUUUUGCCCACCGAAGUCAACUGCGGAUCUCUAACAAGGACAAAAGAGCUGUUCGGCCUAACGUGGUAUUUUCUGCGAAGGUACCGAAUCAAAACCAAAUUUGAUGCAGGGAUGGAAGCCGAGGAGGACUUUCACGGUUUUCCUGCGAACGAGACACGGCGAGGCAAUAAGCGGAAAAAAUGGAAGAAGGCGAUUCUUCUGAAUUGGAACUGCGAAAAUCUAAAAGAAGCAGAUCGAACAAAUUGAGUGAUGAUUUUAUUUAUUAUAAAUAAUACAUUCGUUCUCAAACAAGUUUAUUGUAAAAAUUAAAUUCGAUUGAUUACUGUCAGUCAUCAGAAUCUAAUAAUUAAUAAGUAUAAGUUGAAAAAUAAUAACUAUGAAAGUUAUUGAUUAUUGUCAGUAAUAUAAAUUUGAAAAUCUUAUCGAAGGGGGAAGAGUUGUUGCAUCCAACACUUCUCGUUCAGUGUAUCAUAUGUCAAAAUGCGUAACGGUGGUAACAGGCAUACCACCAUAAAAGGUUGAAAUAAACCAAGAGCAGGUCUCUUAUAUCUGGUUACCAUCAAAACUGACGUUUCAUAGCUGCUCGACAUCUGCUGCUCCUGGCUGAUACGUCUUAUCACGAUUUAAUUAUAUUCGCUCGUUAAUAGUCUCGGUUCGGUUUCGGCACAGUUUUACAUCUUUAAAUUAAUAUAUAAGGUUAUAUUUAUAAAAGGGUGGUAUUUGGUCAUUUUCAGCUGAUUUCAGAAACCGGAAGUCGCCAUCUUAGAAUUCAAAAUGGUAUCUGUGGUCGAUUUUAGCUCCUGUGUAUCAUUCUAGAUCCGGAUAUUAUUAUAUUGGGUGGAAACCGGCCAUUUUUGGCUGUUUUCCAGAAGCCGGAUGUUUCCAUCUUACAAUCCAAAAAGUUGCCUGAGGUCGAUUAUGGAACAUAUUUGCUACAACUGAAAACAUUCACCUACCAAAUAUGGCUCCAUUUAGUUGAUCAGUUCGCGAGAUGUACAGAAAUUUGUGCAGAAACAUGUGCUGACCCACGCAAGUAAGUUCCGUUACUCACUGAAAGCCUAAGCGUUACAGCACACUCGCUACCAUGCCAUGCCGAGUGUACCGCAACGUUUGGUGCCUGAUUCAUACAGCACGCAAAAUGCAGCGUUGCAAUUUUAAUGCUCGUCUCUCCAGCUGUUUUCCAGUUGGGGCCCAAGCUGGCCACACAUGUAAACAUAGAAUUAAAUAUUUUGGCAAUUGCAUUUGCCUAUAAAAGCGAAUGAUUUUCAAUAAAGCGAUAGAAUUAAUCAAUGAGCAUUCCGCAGCGACUGGUCUACUCCAGUUCGUCUCACCGGAAUAGCUUUAAGCAUAAGAGGUGUUAUCAUUGCGAACGGUUUUGACUUUCGUCAACUCCGUCACCGCCUUUGAAAGAAAACCCUCAUUCCGCCGGAUAAGUAUACGAUUCAAAUGUUAAAGAGUUUACCAAAUGGCGACCGUAAGAAACAACUUGCAAUCAUCGGAUUGCAGAAGUUCGCGAUAGUGAAGACAGUGAACGCGAUCUUUCCCCGAUCAAGAGAAGACAAAUUAGAGUGGUAUUAGUUACUAAAGCUUUCAACAGUAAACUGAAAUGUGCUGAUGAACUAAAAUGAAAAAAAAAACCAAGUGUAGUGCAGCAGAACGCGGAAACGAAUUCAACAUUAGUGAAUGUCGUUAUAUAGAACCAAACUUGAUUGACUAAAUUAAACAGUAAAAAACCGCCUAAGUGAGCUAAGUGCAGACGGCGUUAGAACAGUUUCACUAUGUACAGUGCUCAAGAACACGUGAAAAUUGUGCAAACAAACAAACAAAAAAUAAUAAUACUCGCAUGAAAGCAUUGUAACAGCGCCACGAAAAUGGGUAAAUCACAAAGUAAAACGGAAAAAAUUACUGGUGAUCCCCAAGUGCUAAUAUUAAACAACCAGGAACAGCACACCGCCUAUCAUGAAGAAACCAACCUGUUGUUAUGGGUAGUACUAAUAAUGGUUGCUAUGCAGUUAAUAAUCAUACUGUAUAAAGCAUUCAAAAAACGCGAACGUAAAAACGCUUUGAAAGCAGCUAGAUCUGUCGCUGUGCUUAACGAGGUGAUCGCGAAAUAAUGAACUAAAAAUGUGCGCGAAAAGUACGCGCAUAGAGAACAAAGUAUAAACUAUUUUCAAAGUUGCUCCUUACCAAAAGAAGAAAAAUGCGAGUUCCCAAAAACUAUCCAAGUAAAGUGCAGUGCUUAAGAACAUUAAAGGGCAUCUAUCUCGCCCACUGAAGAGAUAAAAAGUGUAAAAAAAAACUAACAUCAGCAACAAUGCGACAGCAUUUGCAACAGAACAAUCGACAGCACCAGCAGCCUCUACAAGUCGAUCAAAAGCUAUCUCCACAACAGCAACCACAACAUCAUCAACGAGCAAGCCAAUCAACACAGCAACAGUGGGGAAUUCGACAAGUGCUCGACAUAAACCGCAUACAGGAACUUGCCAGACGGCUAAAAAGCGCCAAAAGAAACCCAGCAAGAAGAAUACGGUACCAUCAACGGCAGACAGCAACAGCAGAAGCAACGUCAUCAACAAGCAGCAGACAGCAAUAGCAGAAACAGCGUCAUCAAACAGCAGCAGCAGUAACAUCAUCAUCUACAGUAGCAACCAAAUAAAUAACAAUGACCGAGAAACAAUACAUUAUAAUGUCGUGAGUAAAAAUUUUUUUUAAGCAUCAAACACAAACAUGUUCGACCAAUUUCCUGGAAGAACUAAGAACUAUUGAACACAAUAUCGAAAAAGAAUACUCUAACCUUAAGAAAAACAAACACAGAAGCAGAACGCUUGAAAAUAUUCUGCUCAAGAAACAGCAAUUAGAGGAAAAUUUCUCUCGGUACAAAAAAAUUUUAAAAACUUUUCAAUUUAGACUCAGUCCGUCUGAAUGGAAUAUAGAGGUAGAAUCAUAUAGGGCGAUAAAAAUAAUUUUUUCAGGGUGCAUCAGAAUUUUAAAUAACACAAUAGUCAACACUAAUAGAGGAUACGACAGCGAACCAGAAUUACAAACCAAGUCUAACGAUUUCCUUUAACCCAUUAUUGACGCUAACUUGUCGAGAUCAAACAGUGACAUUAAGUUAGCCAAAAGAAAAUUCAGUCUUAAAAUAUUAAGUAAAAUCAUCAUUUGGAGUUUAAAAAUCCAUAACAAAGGGAACAUGGCGCUGGAUAUAAAAACUGCUUCUGAAUUAGCAACGCUAAUUCCCGCCUAUGACGGAAACACCAACGGUGUAAAAUCUUUCAUUGACGCAAUUAACCUAGCCAAAACAAUCGUACCAGGAGCCAAUAAGAUCGCUGCGAUACAGAUCAUUCUGACAAAACUGAGUGGGAAAGCUAGAAACCUUUUUUCCAACACCCCAGCCAGUUACGACGAGAUAAUCACCAAAUUACAAAAUAAUUGCAGCGAUAAAAGUUCAUCGGAUUCAGCGAAAAGCACUCUGAACAACCUAAAAUUAAAAUCACCAGAUGAUAUCCAGAACUUUACGAAACAAGUAAACCUACUUGCGGAAAAAUUAACAGACACAUAUAUUAGGGAGCAAAUCCCCAGCGAAGUAGCAAGGAAAUGGUCCAAAAAAGCUGCUAUUGAAACAAUGGUAGCCAACUCGUCUAAUACUGAAACAAAAAUAAUGUUAAAAGUGGGAAAAUUUACAAAUCUCCAAGAAGCCAUUAAUACUAUGGUGGAAAAUGAGAAACCAACAAUUAAACAAUCAAACGCAGUGGUACUAAACACCAUACGUGACAACAAUAGAUACCAAAAUUACCCCACAAACAGAACACCACAAAGGAAUAGUAAUCAAAGAAACCAAUUUAAUAACAAUCUAAGAAACAAUAGAUAUCAACCACGAUAUCCAACUAACAACUAUAGAAACCAUAAUAACCACUACAAUCAACACCCGACAUACAACAACAACAGAAAUUCUAACAGAAAUUUUACACCUACCAACCAAUAUCGAAAUUCCAAUCAAAAUUUCAAUAGGAAUUCCAACCAGAAUUACAACUCAGCAAGAAUGUACCUUGCAAACCAGCAGGACAUUCCUCCACAUUACCAAAUACCCAAUAAUUCACCACACUAUCAGUAAAAUCCAGAUUAUACUCAGGAAAUUAACCAACAAGUAACCAACAAUAUGCAAACUCAAAAUCAUUUUUUAGUCCACCAGUAACAACUGAUCAGAGACGUCGACAUUUUGGACAAUUGUUACCGGCAGGCUUACCCAUCCUAAACAUCAAUUUAAAUGCUUCAAAUUUCAUUCAGGUCAAAGUGCACAUGACUGGGAAUGAAAUCUGAAAUUUAAUAAUCGAUACAGGUGCGGAUAUUUCAUUGUUUAAAGCACACAAUAUUCGCCCUGAUCAACGUGUAUAUACAAAUUACAAAAUUUUCUUAAACGGAAUAACCGAUGGUAGUAUAGAAACUUAUCCCUAAACAAACACAACAAUCUACUUUAACAAUGCUAUGAAUAUAAAUCAUAAUUUUCAUUUAGUAACCCCUAAUAUACCAAUCAAAGCUGAUGGUAUUUUAGGUCGAGAUUUCUUGAUAAAAUAUAAAUGCGUGAUAGAUUACGAAUAUUGGUUACUUAACUUUAAUAUAGAAAAUGUGCAAAUAUCUAUUCCUAUAGAAGACAAGCUUAACGAAGGCUUUAUGCUACCAAGCCGGAGCGAAGUCGUCAGAAGAAUACCAUAUUUAAACAUAUCAGAAGAUAUGGUAAUUCACUCUGAAGAAAUAAGCCCAGGAGUUUUCUGCGGAAAUACUAUCAUUUCAGCAACAAAACCCUAUGUAAAAUUUGUAAAUACAAACAACGAACCAUUUUACAUAGCCUACUCUCAGCUUAAACCUACGCUAAGUCGUUUAACUGAUUAUUUUAUACUUAAUGUUAAUAGAAAUAAACAUGCAGAUAGGCAUGAGCGAAUUUUAAAUAAUAUUAAUAUGGAAAAAAUUCCACAAUAUGCUAAGGAAAAAUUUGAAAAUUUAAUUAAUCAAUACGAAGAUAUUUUUUGCUUACCAGAAGAAGAAUUACACAGAACAACUUUUACUCACAGAAUAUUACUCUUAAUGACAAUAUUCCUGUAUAUAUUCCUAAUUAUAAAACAAUCCAUGCACAGCAUGACGAGAUAAAUAAACAAGUUAUUGAUAUGUUGAACUAUAAUAUAAUCGAACCCUCCAUAUCACCGUACAAUUCUCCGAUUUUACUAGUUCCGAAAAAAACUAAUGGCAAAGACAAGAAAUGGCGUCUAGUUGUCGAUUUUCGACAGCUGAAUAAAAAGAUUUUAGCGGAUAAAUUCCCACUACCGAGAAUUGACGAUAUACUGGAUCAACUCGGUAGAGCAAAAUUUUUUACAACAUUAGAUCUCAUGUCAGGGUUCCAUCAAAUACCCCUUGACAAUGAAUCUAGGAAAUUCACAGCAUUUUCCACAAAGAAUGGUCAUUACCAAUUUACCAGAUUACCAUUCGGAUUAAAUAUAAGCCCAAAUAGUUUUCAACGCAUGAUGACUAUUGCGAUGGCAGGCUUAACGCCGGAACUAGCUUUCAUUUACAUUGACGACAUCGUAGUUAUCGGAUGUUCAGUCAAUCAUCACCUUGCAAACUUACAACAAGUUUUUGAACGACUGAGAUUUUAUAAUUUAAAACUCAAUGCACAAAAGUGCACAUUCUUCAGUACACAGGUAACUUAUCUUGGACACAAAAUAACAGAUCAUGGUAUGCUACCUGAUGAUUCAAAAUUUAGCGCGAUAGUAAAAUAUGCAACUACUACAGAAAAUUCGUCCCGAAUUUUGCUAUAAUAGCACAUCCGCUCAACCAACUUCUAAAAAAGAAUGCAACUUUUGUUUGGACAGAGGGCUGUCAACAAGCAUUUAACACUUUGAAAAAUGCCAUUAUUUCACCCAUGUUAUUAAAAUACCCCGAUUUUACGAAAGAAUUUAUUUUGGUCACAGACGCUUCAGACAUAGGCUGUGGCGCCGUUCUCUCACAACAUACCGAACAUGGAAAUUUACCAAUUGCAUUCGCAAGUAAAACAUUUACACCCGGAGAAAAAAAUAAACCGGUAAUUUUGUAAGAAUUAACGGCUAUAUAUUGGGCCAUUAAUUACUUUAAGCCAUAUUUAUACGGAAGGAAAUUUACAGUUCGAACAGAUCACAGACCUUUAGUCAAUCUGUUCGGAAUGAAAAAUCCAUCUUCCAAAUUAACUAGAAUAAGGCUUGAUUUGGAGGAAUACGAUUUUACGGUAGAAUAUAUACCAGGAAAGGAAAACGUCGGACCAGACUCUUUGUCGAGAAUAGUAAUAUCUUCAGAUGAGCUAAAACAAACAAAUAUUUUCAAGGUGAAUACAAGAUCCAUGACCCGAAAGAUUGACGAAAAUAAUACGGAACAAACUUAUGUACCAAGAGAGACUGCUCACCUCUCAACAUACAUAACUAACAAUCCGUCGGAAACAAACAAAUUAUUUAAAUUAGAAACGAAAAUAAUCAAGAUUAGAUAAUAUUUACAUUGAAACGAAAUAACAAAAUAGUAGCACAAGUGCUCCAAAAUAUGAAUGGAAGUCAGACACUCGGCUCUGCUCUUCUAGAGUUAGAACAAAUUGCAAAAGGGUACAACCAGAAUAAAAUAGCGCUGCCGACGAACGACGAAAUAUUCAAAAAUAUAUCAAUUGAAAACUUUAAAAUUAUUGCGAACACACAAGUGUGCUCGAUUCAAAUUAUUUUAUAUAAACCACCAACAAAGGUGACAAAACAAGAAACGAAACGGAAAAUUUUACACGAUUUUCAUAAUACACCUACAGGAGGACACAUCGGUCAGCACCGACUGUACCUCAAAAUAAGAGAAAUAUACACAUGGAAUAAUAUGAAACGUUCGAUUGCAGAAUUCGUAAAGGCCUGCGAAUUAUGCAAACGAAACAAAGUCAUAAAACACACUAAGGAAAAAGAAAUAAUAACAACCACACCUUCACACUUAUUCGAAAUUAUUUCAAUAGACACCAUUGGACCACUACCAAAAAGCAAUAAUAACAAUAGAUAUGCCGUUAGCAUCCAAUGCGACUUAACUAAAUAUGUCGUACUAAUCCCUGUACCUACAAAAGAAGCUAACGGAAUAGCCAAAGCCUUAGUUGACGAUUUCUUACUUACGUUCGGAACAUUUUCGAUCUUACGAUCAGAUCAAGGAACAGAAUACAACAAUGAAAUUUUGGAACAAAUAUGCAAAAUGUUAAAAGUCAGACAAAAAUUUAGCACAACUUAUCAUCUACAGACAAGUGGUUCAUUGGAAAGAAAUCACAGAUGUUUGAACGAAUAUCUGAGAUCCUUUGUCAACGAACAUCAAUCUGGCUGGGAUGAAUGGUUGAAAUUUUAAUCAUUUAAUUACAAUUCGACACCACACUCAGACCACCGAUACUCACCACACGAACUCGUUUUUGGAAAUAAAAUAAAGUUACCUCAGGAUAUAUUCAAACAAGGGAUAGACCCCGCAUACAACUUCGAUCAAUACAGUAAGGAAUUGAAAUUUAAGCUGCAAAAAGCAAAUGAAAUAGCAAGAACCAAAUUAAUCGAGCAUAAAAUACAAAGAACAGAAAAUUCCAAUGCACAUUAUAACCCAAUCCAUGUAAAAAUCAAUGACACAGUUUAUUUAAAAAUAGAAAACAGAAGAAAACUUGAGCCAUUUCACGAAGGUCCAUAUAUAGUAAAAAAAAAUUUGGAACCCAAUUGCAGAAUUCAACAUACAGGAACAAAAACCUCAGUAAUUGUACACAAAAACAGGCUAAUCAAAACAUGAACAAAAUCUUUCGAUUCAAGUAUGACAAACACAAUCAAAUUAUUAUUAGAAAAAUUCAAUAGAACCAAAAAACGUACAUAUUAAGAAGAAUUUAUAUGUUAUUUCAUGAACGACAAAACAAAAUUAUACACACUUAUAAAACUUAUCAAAAUUUGUGAAAAACAACUGGAGACAGACGUCUAAACUUUUUUUAGAGCAAUUUCAUUUUUCAUAAAAUUGCUCUCGUAAAGAGGGAUGGUGUCGUAUACCAACUCUUUUGUACGGCACCGUAAACCAUGAACAAACAAAUUUCGAUUCAAACCACUGACCCACGCAAGUAAGUUCCGUUACUCACUGAAAGCCUAAGCGUUACAGCACACUCGCUACCAUGCCAUGCCGAGUGUACCGCAACGUUUGGUGCCUGAUUCAUACAGCACGCAAAAUGCAGCGUUGCAAUUUUAAUGCUCGUCUCUCCAGCUGUUUUCCAGUAGGGGCCCAAGCUGGUCACACAUGUAAACAUAGAAUUGAAUAUUUUGGCAAUUGCAUUUGCCUAUAAAAGCGAAUGAUUUUCAAUAAAGCGAUAGAAUUAAUCA